AUACAGUCGCCCGCGGGCGGUGCGUUGCCGUUGCCGUUGCCGCUGCCGCUGCCGGAUCGAAAUGGCAAAAUCUAAGCAUUAAUAGCUUACCAGAAUUGCUCGAAGCAGGUGGUGAAUUCGGCAAAUUAUUGAUCGUUUCGGAUCCGAGUCGAUGUCGGAUCGUUGCCCGUUAAGCGCGACCGACAAACGAUAAGCGCCCACGCCCGCCAAAUUGCGACCGGGACCACGAAGGAGAACCGUCGGAUCGAAAUCGAACGGCGAUGGCUGGCUCUAUGUCUCAAUUUGGAGGCCCUUUAAUGGUGGUGGUUUGAGUCUCGUCAUGGCCUUAUCUUCUGCUUUGAGCUGGGCCUCGGGUGCAGGCGGCGGAAUGACGAGAGUGCCCUCGGCUUCUUCCUUUCGUUCUCCCGCGGGUGGCUUCAGGCAUUUACUGAUGAGGGCGAUUGUAGGGGGAAGGAGGGCAGGAGAAGCAAAAAAGGAGACAGGAGCAGACAGAGAUGGAAGCGCCAUGCCUGAGGAGCGAGGAAGACAACGAUGUGAUGAUCAUGAUCUAAAUUAGUCGAGAAAUCUUUCCCUCUCUUCUUCCCGGAAAUAGAAUUCAGUCACACUUGCUUGGGAGCCGGCCAGCGAGAGGGGAAUUGGACGGGUUGCUCUCCACGAUGGUGAUGAAAGAGAGCGCAGUAAUAUGGGAUCGGUAACCACGCCGUUCACCUUCGCCCACCGCCUCCUAGCUAGCCCGCUUACAUCGCCGGCGCCGCCCAUGUCCCAGGGCUUCCACCAAGGCCUUUUCAACUUCCAGGGCGCUGCUACCGCCAACCGCGACCACCAACAGCAGCACAUCGGGCGGAAUAACAAGCUCCGGGUGCAGCAGGGCUUCGAUGCGGCAGGACACCCCGCGCUCGUCCCAAUCGAUGACCGUGCCGACGAUGAGACCGGAAUCUUUGAGUCCGCAGCCGUCGGAGAUGCCGCUGGUAACAUGCUCUCCGAGAUGUUCAAUUUCCCGCCGCCGGGAAUGGCGGCGCCGAUGGACCACAUGCACCCCAACCAGAUCCCGGCUGGUGGAUACCAUGGGACGGCUUCAAGAUCCAUGGCCGUCGGCGCCGGGUUCCCCGCCGUCGCCGCAGGUGACUGGUACGGCGCAAAUCGGCAGCCCCACGACCAGCAGCAUUCGGUGGCGGCGGGUUUGAGCGCCGACUCCGCCGCAGCGAUGCAGCUGUUCCUAAUUAACCCGCCGGGGAUGCAACCCCCGCCGCAACCGCAUCGAUCGCCGUCUCCAUCGUCGGCCGCUUCUCUGCACACGCACCACCCCUUUCAUCAGUCCUACGCCGAGAAUCCCUUCGGCGCCGCCGGCCGAGUAAUCGAAGGUCAAGGCCUCUCUCUAUCCCUCUCUUCGUCUCUGCAACAGCUGGAGAUGGCCAAGGCCGACGAUCUACGCGUGAGACAAGGGGCCGUCAUAUACUUCAACAACGAGCACCAAAGCCAGCAGCCGCAUCAGUUACACGUUGGUGGCGGAAUGAGCGUGGCCAACAUGUUAAGAAACUCCAAGUACUCUAAGGCGGCGCAAGAGCUGUUGGAGGAGUUCUGCAGCGUGGGGAGGGGGCAAUUGAAACCGAAUAAACUCGGCAAGCGCGGUGGCACUAUAUCCAGCUCUAACCGUAACCCUAGCGGCGGCGGCGGCGCUUCGAGUUCGGCGGCCGCGCCGACGUCCUCCUCGAAGGACGUCCCUGCCUUGUCCCCUUCCGACAGAUUCGAGCAACAAAGGAAGAAGGCGAAGCUCAUGUCCAUGCUCGACGAGGUGGAGAGGCGAUACAACCACUACUGCGAGCAGAUGCAGAUGGUGGUGAACUCGUUCGACUCGGUGAUGGGGUUCGGGGCGGCGACGCCGUACACGGCGCUGGCUCAGAAAGCCAUGUCGCGGCACUUCCGGUGCCUCAAGGAUGCGAUCGCGGCGCAGCUGAAGCAAACGCGCGAGUUCCUGGGGGAGAAGGACGGCGCGGGCGGGUCGGGCGUCACCAAGGGCGACACGCCGCGGCUGCGGCUGCUGGACCAGAGCCUCCGGCAGCAGAGGGCGUUCAACCAGAUGGGGAUGAUGGAGCAGGAGGCCUGGCGGCCGCAGCGAGGACUGCCGGAGCGCUCCGUCAACAUCCUCAGAGGCUGGCUCUUCGAGCACUUCCUCCACCCUUAUCCGAGUGAUGCCGAUAAGCAUUUGUUGGCGAGGCAGACAGGUUUAUCCAGGAACCAGGUGGCCAACUGGUUCAUCAACGCAAGGGUGAGGCUAUGGAAGCCAAUGGUGGAGGAGAUGUACCUACAAGAAUCCAAAGAAGAGGACGACAAAGAGGAGGAGGAGGAGGAGGAGCAGCCGCAGGAGCACAAGACCGAAGCAAGACAACCGCACUCAUCAGCUCAGCCAACGCAACUGAGACCCCAACCAGUUGUUCACGCGCCACCGGCAGAAACCGACGCCUCCCCGAGCACAUCUUCCAUGGCCCAGCUCCACCACCGCCUCCCGCCCUCCUCCGGAACCAGCCACCACCCUCCGAGCCUCGCCGGAGACGACGCCCUCUUUGGCGCCGGUGCAGACGCAUUCGCCGCCCAAGGCCGUAACCUCGGCGACAUGUACCGGCUUGCCGGAGGAGCCACUGCGGCUGCGAGGUUCGGCGCUGGAGACGUGUCACUCACGCUUGGGCUACGGCACACCGGCGGCGGCGGAGGCGGAAGCUCGUCGGAGAAUAGCAGGUUCUCUGUUCGGGACUUCAGCCACCACUGUUAAUUUCGAGCAAAAUUAAGCAGGAUGGUAGUUAAAAUUAAUCACCCAUUGAUCUGCAUAUGUGUUAAUUGAUCCUUCUUUGCUAUCUGCAACAAGUAAAUUAAGAUAGAUAUAGCAAGAACAUAGAAAUUAGUGUAUGAUAUAGAAUCAUUUGCAGGUUUAAUUUUCUUCAUUAUUUUUGCUGUCAACCUGUGUAUCUGAGAAUAGUUAACACAUUAUGGUAUUGGGAAGAUAUAAUUAUACUCGUACAAUUAAUUGAA
Molecule: messenger RNA, 3024 nt
Organism: Zingiber officinale
Lineage: Eukaryota; Viridiplantae; Streptophyta; Magnoliopsida; Zingiberales; Zingiberaceae
Product: BEL1-like homeodomain protein 4
Exons: 6
Coding region: 683-2767 (694 amino acids)
Biological process (GO): regulation of transcription by RNA polymerase II
Molecular function (GO): RNA polymerase II cis-regulatory region sequence-specific DNA binding; DNA-binding transcription factor activity, RNA polymerase II-specific
Source: RefSeq, a predicted model, not a curated record